Messenger RNA from Clonostachys solani, 261 nucleotides. Lineage: Eukaryota; Fungi; Ascomycota; Sordariomycetes; Hypocreales; Bionectriaceae. The record is from the annotation of a GenBank genome assembly.
AUGACAAACGCCAACAAAACCGACAUUUCUGGAGACCAGAUCACUGGGGGUGACACUAAAUUGACAAACUUUGUCACAGUCCCCAGGCAAUGGGGACUUGCCGGUCGCGAACUGACGCUGACCACCAAUCAAGGCGGCAGCGUAAUGGAACGUUGGAUGGCUGAAGCGGCUACUGACGCCCCCUUUCAUGCAUUAGCCAUGGUGGCCACCGGCUCAGCUCCUGCAGGUGCUGAUACGGUCACCAAAAAGGCCCAACCCUAG